This is a messenger RNA of Alexandromys fortis (reed vole), 1483 nucleotides long. RefSeq names its product cytochrome b5 reductase 2 (gene Cyb5r2). Gene Ontology annotation, molecular function: FAD binding; oxidoreductase activity. The transcript has 9 exons. NCBI's taxonomy places the organism in Eukaryota, Metazoa, Chordata, Mammalia, Rodentia, Cricetidae. Bases 405 to 1235 code for a protein of 276 amino acids. The record is from RefSeq and is a predicted model, not a curated record.
AGAGGGGCGGGGCAGGAAGGAAUCCAAGGCUGGGGACAGGGGCAGGCCAUGUCUGGGCCUGACUCGAGGCGGUUUACCAGCUGGUAGGGCCCCUGGGUUCUCUGGACCAGAGGACUGGGCAGCAGCGGGACGCCUCUGGAACAGGUCGGGCUGUGAACAAACUGGCCUGGUUAGGGAACGGGGCGGAGUUGAGGGCUGUUGUGGGGAGGUUGGCUACACCUCUGGCGGGUGUGUAUUUGCUUCCUUUGCCCGCCCUGCAAAGUGCUGGUGAGUUUCAAAUCCACUCAUUGCUCCACUACAUCAGCCGAUCAGAAGUGAGUGGGAAGUCCCAGGAGAGGACUACCUCCCUGCUCUUGGUUCUUAGAGUCGUCGGGACCACUGUGAUUCUCAUUGCCCUGAAGAAAAUGAGCUUAGAGAAGAAAGAUCGCAUCACCUUACAGGACCCUGAAGCCAAGUACCCCCUGCCCUUGAUUGAAAAGGAGCAAAUCAACCACAACACUCGAAGGUUCCGCUUUGGAUUGCCCUCACCGGACCAUGUCUUGGGGCUCCCUGUAGGUAACUAUGUCCAUCUCUUGGCCCAAAUUAACAAUGAAUUGGUAAUUAGGGCUUACACUCCUGUCUCUAGUGAUGAUGAUAAAGGCUUUGUGGACUUCAUUAUAAAGAUCUACUUCAAAAAUGUACACCCCAAGCAUCCUGAAGGGGGAAAGAUGACUCAGUACUUAGAGAACAUGAAAAUUGGGGACACCAUCCUUAUCCGAGGGCCAACAGGGCGCCUGUUCUACCACAAGCCAGGUUACCUUACAGUCAAAACAGACAAAAAGAGUGAGCCUGAAGGAAAACAGGUUCAUCACCUGGGGAUGAUUGCUGGGGGCACAGGCAUCACACCCAUGCUGCAGCUCCUUCGCCACAUCACCAAGAACAGCAGUGAUGGGACCAAGAUGUCCCUCCUCUUUGCCAACCAGACAGAAGAGGAUAUCUUGCUGAGAAAGGAGCUGGAAGAAACUGCCACGACUCACCCUGACCAGUUCAACCUGUGGUAUACCCUGGACAGGCCUCCCGAUGGCUGGAAGUACAGCUCGGGGUUUGUCACUGCUGACAUGAUCAAAGAGCACCUCCCUCCCCCUGGGGAGACCACACUGAUCCUGGUGUGUGGUCCACCACGUAUGAUCCAGGAUAUGGCUUACCCUAGCCUGGAACAGCUCGGCUAUACCAAGGACAUGAUUUUUACCUAUUAACACCUCCGAUAAUCCUUGGCGGGUCCCUCUCCUGUUUCAGAGUGAGUUUGACUUCACCCUGUUCACUGUUCACCUACAGUAUUUGCAAAGUGGCUCUCCAUGUACCCUUGGGCACGGUGCUGGUCUCUUGGGUGUAGACCUAAGAAGAGUUCAGAGGAUUGGGUGUUCUGGGGGGCUUCCAGGCUUGGAGGCUGGGCAUGAUGCCUUUCUCCCAGUUUCGUGUAAUAAACUGGACUGCCCUGCACUUA